Cuscuta campestris is the source of this 3867-nucleotide messenger RNA. The record is from the annotation of a GenBank genome assembly. NCBI's taxonomy places the organism in Eukaryota, Viridiplantae, Streptophyta, Magnoliopsida, Solanales, Convolvulaceae.
CCAAGCGGCGGCCUUACCUUCCUCGUGGAGAGAGAACACAACACGCGCACCCGACUGACAACUCCGCUAACGCACUGCCAUUGCCUUCCGUAUCAUCCAUGGCGGAACGGAAUCCCUAAUUUCCAUCUUCCUAACCCUCUUUCCGAUCCUGACUGAUAUCCGCCCACCGCUGUGCCGCCGGUUCUCUCCGGUUUCACUCUUCGUCGCCUGAGGACGACUGGUUCGCUCCGGACCAUUUUGUCUUGCUUCUGUUUGUUCAUAGGUGACGGAGCUGCGAGGAUCUCCGUGGCUUUGGACUUCUGACGCUGCACUCUUUCCAGCAAGAAGGUUGAUGUAUUCAUAGUUUUUACAAAAAUGGUAUUGGUGUCCAACAGUGGGUUAUCUCAUCAGAAUCAGAAGAGGACAUUAGAGAGUGGUUACCAUUCUUCCUCAUUGGACCAAGAGCCAAAAUUUAAAACUAGGAAAGUCUCUGCAGUUCGGGAUUUUCCUCCCGGGUGUGGUAGGAAUGUCAUCCAAGCUGAUUUGGCAUCUGGUAAAAGUGUUGCAGCAGAUACUGGUGAUAGUGUUGACCCUGGUAUCAGAGAGGGUAGUGCUGAAAAGUUUUCUGAUACUCUUUGUAAGUUGCAAUCCUUAGAAGCUGUGAACUGCCCAGUUUCACCAGAAGUGAAUGGAUCAUUGGAUGGAUUGGUAGCUGACAUCGUGUCUUCGGCUGCAAAUGCAACUCUUAAUAGGGUGGAAGGAGUAACAAGCUGUGUUGAACCUCCUCCUGAAACUGAUUCACUAGAAGGAGAGCACAAAUCAGAGGGGCCAAUGAAGGAAAGUGACCAGAUUAUGAACCAAGAUUUUGCAAAGGAUCUUGAUGAGAUAGUAAAACUACCCAUCGUUGAAAAUGUGUGUGAUGAAGUGGUUAUUCAUUGUGCUAGUAUUGGACCUUUUGAAUCUGGUUUAUUACCAAAAGAAGAAGAUAAUAAUAGAGUGGAGCCAAUUGAGGAUUGGAAUCACAUGAUCCAGAAUCAUGAUUUGGCACAACCUGUUGUUGAAAGUACUGUUUCUCAUGAGGUGGCGGUUCCUGCUAGUAUUGGAAAAACACACAAAAGCAGUGGUGUUAAGGAGGAGGAACCUUCCAUUUCAAUUCCAUCCUUGAUACAGAAAAAAUAUUGCACUAGAAGAGUAUCUGCUGUGCGUGACUUCCCUCCCUUUUGUGGAAGAAAUGCUCCUAAGCCAAUUGAAGGGAAUUGUGAGGAUAUAAUGAAAGAAACUAUUACUGAUAAAUCCAGGGCUUCAAUUGAGAAACCAAGUGCUCAUUGUGGUGUUGAAUCUGUGGCUGGAGGGGAUAUCAUUGUCCACCCUCUGGAGGAAGAAGCUGUUCACAACUGCAUUCUUCCAAAUGAUGGUGAUGAUGAUACUUGUGGUCGUAUUCAAGGGAGAGAUACAAUAAGUGGUAGUGAUGAUGAAGAAAAGUGUUCACAUUUUGAUACUAAUGACCAAGUGGUAGUGCAAGCUCUGAUGGCUGAUCCAUUGAGUCCAUCGAGGAAAGGAGGGCGUGGAGACUCCACUGGUUCAGAUGGUAUGAGAAAAAAAGGUAAAGAAGAUAAGAGGUUCAAUAAAACAAAUUCUUCUUAUAGGACGAAAUACGGUGCUGUUGCAAAAAAAAGUGCUCUUAAUAAGGCAACGCUUUUUUCCAUCGGGGCGAGAGAAGGUGGCCCAAGUUCCAUCCUAGUAAACAAUGAAGAAAGUGAUGCAGUGCAACCUUUUGGUGGUUCUGGUGAUUCCAUUUGUGGAGGAGACGCUACCGUUUAUAGUAAAGUAAGAAAGAAAUUUAAAGCUGUCUCAUUUAAGGUUGGCCAUAAACCAGAUGCUUAUAAGAAAACAUGCCUUCUCAAGAAGAGGCCGACUUCUAAGAUUGCAGAUAUAGAUGAAUGUGCUUUUUUUGAUGAUGGUGAUCUGGGGGGCACUUCUGGUUUCUUUGCUGAAGAAGCUUCUACUACCUAUGGACAUACACUGCCCGAAUUUGAUGUAACUUUGCCACCUUCUGGUCCAAGUGGUUCCAAGCAUGGUGGUGAUGCCCGUGCCAGGGUAAGAGAGACUCUUCGUUUGUUUCAGGUUCUCUAUAGAAAGGUCUUGCAGGGAGAAGAAUCGAAACCUAAGCCAGAUAUUAAAAGGAUUGAUAUUGUCGCAGCUAAGAUAAUAAAAGAAAAAGGUAAAGAAGUCAACACUGGCAGGCUUAUAAUAGGAGAAGUGCCCGGGGCAGAAGUUGGGGAUGAAUUCCAGUACAGGGUGGAACUUGCUCUCAUCGGCAUUCAUCGCCUUUAUCAAGCAGGUAUAGAUUCAACGAAGCAUCCCACAACUGGAUUGCUGAUUGCAGUUAGUAUUGUUGCUUCUGGGGCUUAUGCGGAUGAAAUGGAUGAUCCCGAUGUGUUGGUAUAUUCUGGACAAGGUGGAAAUGUAGUUGGUAAAGUCAAAACACCGGAAGACCAGAAGCUUGAAAAGGGGAAUUUGGCUUUGAGAAACAGCAUAUCUGUGAAGAAUCCAGUUCGGGUAGUCCGUGGGUUCAAGGAGGUCAAGCCAUCCGAAUCUGCUGAUGCAAGAUCAAAGGUGGCAAUGACAUACGUUUAUGAUGGCCUAUACACAGUCGCCAACUACUGGUCAGAGGAAGGUAAGCACGGCAAGAUGGUUUUUAUGUUUGAGCUCAGAAGAAUUCCUGGUCAACCGGAAUUAUUCUGGAAGGAAGUGAAGUCAUCCAAAAAGUCAACUAUACGACGUGGGGUUUGUGUUGACGAUAUAACUGGAGGAAAGGAGGUGCUUCCUAUAUGCGCAAUCAACAGAAUCGACAGUGAAAAACCUCCACCUUUCAAGUACAUCCGUAAGAUGAAAUAUCCGGAAUGGUUCCACCCUUCUCCACUCAAGGGCUGCGAUUGUCCCGGUAAGUGUUCUGAUUCCAAAAAGUGCUUGUGCGCUGUCCGAAAUGGAGGUGAACUUCCAUACAACCGAAACGGGGCCAUCGUCGAAGUGAAACCUCUCGUCUACGAGUGUGGUCCCCACUGCAAAUGUCCACCGUCUUGCUACAAUAGAGUCAGCCAGAAUGGUAUCAAGGUUCAGCUGGAGAUCUUCAAAACGGAGUCCCGGGGAUGGGGCGUCAGAUCCCUAACCUCCAUUCCUUCCGGAACCUUCAUAUGCGAGUACGCAGGAGAGCUCCUGGAAGACAGGGAAGCUGAACGGAGGGUCGGUAAUGACGAGUAUCUUUUUGAUAUUGGCCACAACAUUGACUCUUCUUCUAUCCAAACGUCUACGAACGACAACAAGGUUGGGGAAGAGGUUGGGUAUACCAUAGAUGCAGCAGAGUAUGGGAAUGUCGGAAGGUUCAUCAAUCACAGCUGUUCGCCUAACCUCUAUGCCCAAAAUGUCCUUUUUGACUACGAAGACAAACGGAUGCCGCACAUCAUGCUCUUCGCCGCUGACAAUAUCCCCCCGUUACGCGAGCUAACAUAUCACUAUAAUUAUUCUGUGGAUCAGGUCCAUGACUCUUGUGGGAACAUUAAGGUGAAGAAAUGCUUUUGUGGAUCUGCGGAGUGCUCGGGCAGGCUUUAUUAAUUGGUCUCCUCGUUAUAUCCAGUAUGGUGGCAAAGAGUGGAGUCUGUACUUGGUAUUUGCAAAGGUUAUAUAUUUAGCAUAGUUACCUCACAGCACAGUUGCUAAGAAUCGAACUCGGGUCUUGCCCUCUUGGCACUCAUUGCCUUUGCCAACUUUUUUUUAGACAUUCAUAGAUAGGGAACAAAAAGGCUAAUGGUUGGAGUGGUUUAGCUAUGCUUGGGACAAAUCUAAGCCCUAUUGCAAAUGCUCUUUUUGAAACAAAUUUAAGACCCUUUU